This is a messenger RNA of Neopsephotus bourkii (Bourke's parrot), 5502 nucleotides long. It is a transcript of the gene ADCYAP1R1, whose product is annotated as ADCYAP receptor type I. Lineage: Eukaryota; Metazoa; Chordata; Aves; Psittaciformes; Psittacidae. The transcript is spliced from 19 exons. The coding region runs from base 466 to 2040 and encodes 524 amino acids. The record is from RefSeq and is a predicted model, not a curated record. Gene Ontology annotation, molecular function: vasoactive intestinal polypeptide receptor activity; peptide hormone binding; G protein-coupled peptide receptor activity. Gene Ontology annotation, cellular component: neuron projection; plasma membrane. Gene Ontology annotation, biological process: adenylate cyclase-modulating G protein-coupled receptor signaling pathway; cell surface receptor signaling pathway.
AGGUGUUUGCAUUUCUCCGCAGGACCAGCUCGCUUUGCAGAGCAUUGUCUGGCAAUGGCAAAUUCCUUCACGGCCAGGACCUGGCCCAUCCCCUGAGCAGAGGCAGCCUGGACAUGACCAGCAGGAGAGGGAGGAGGAAUUUGGAUUCCCUUCGGAGGCGCCGACCCCUCCUCCGCCUGGUGCGAGCUAGGCGGGGGGAGCCCGGCUGCGGCCGCUCACUUCCACCGCGGGCAGGGGCUGGACGGUUCCGCCGGGGAACUGGCCCGUGUCCCCCCGCCGCCGGCUCCCGCCCCGCCCGGCACGGCGGGGAUGCAGCAUCGCCAGCGCCGGGACGGAUCCCUGCUGCAAUGAGAUCUCAGCCUUGACCUGAAGACCUUGGUGAAAAAUUCUGCAGAGAGGCUGCUUCAGCUGGAAUAAUAGUGUUAACAACCAAAACUUGACUGAAGUUCAAAAUUAAGAGAGAAGAUGGCCAUCAACUGGAAGAUCUGCUUCUUCUUUCUCGCACUGCUUCCCAUGGUUACAGCAACCCAUUCCAACUGCAUCAUUAAAAAGGAGCAGGAGACUUGUCUGGAGAAGAUACGGAGGGCAGCUGCCCUGAACCCUCUCAAUGACUCUUCUCCAGGUUGCCCAGGAAUGUGGGACAAUAUUACAUGCUGGAAACCUGCAAGUGUGGGUGAAAUAGUCUUUGUCAAGUGUCCUGCGCUGUUCAGAUUUAUCAUCUCUGAAGAUGGUUGGGAAGUAGAUAAUCUGGGUCAAACCCAUGCAGGUGAUUAUGACCUGCUGGAAAGCACAGCCCAGUCUCCCCUAGGGGACAUCAGCAGAAAUUGCACUGAAGAUGGCUGGUCUGAACCUUUUCCGCAUUAUUAUGAUGCCUGCGGCUUUGACGAAAAUGAAACAGAGUCCGAUAACCAGGAUUACUACUAUCUAUCUGUGAAGGCUCUGUAUACGGUGGGAUACAGCACUUCUCUUGUUUCCCUCACCACCGCCAUGGUUAUCCUGUGUCGUUUCAGGAAGCUUCACUGCACUCGAAAUUUUAUCCACAUGAACCUCUUUGUUUCAUUCAUCCUUCGUGCAAUAUCUGUAUUCAUUAAAGAUGGUGUUCUUUAUGCUGAACAGGAUGGCAACCACUGUUUCAUCUCAACAGUUGAAUGCAAAGCAGUGAUGGUGUUCUUUCACUACUGUGUCAUGUCCAACUACUUCUGGCUUUUCAUUGAGGGAUUGUACCUUUUUACUUUAUUGGUAGAAACCUUUUUUCCAGAGAGGAGAUAUUUCUACUGGUACACUAUUAUUGGCUGGGGUACCCCAACAAUUUGUGUCACUGUCUGGGCAGUGCUGAGACUUCACUUUGAUGAUACUGGCUGCUGGGACAUGAAUGACAACACUGCCUUGUGGUGGGUGAUCAAGGGUCCUGUGGUUGGAUCAAUUAUGAUAAACUUUGUUCUUUUUAUUGGCAUAAUUGUGAUACUUGUGCAGAAACUCCAGUCACCUGAUAUUGGGGGCAAUGAAUCCAGCAUUUACUUCACCCUCCCUCUUCCUCCCAGAUGCAGCUGCAGUCCAUGCACAGGACACAUGCGCAGCUGCGUUCAGAAAUGCUACUGUAAGCCUAAGAGGGCUAACCAGCACUCUUGCAAGAUGUCAGAACUAUCAACCAUUACCCUGAGACUGGCUCGCUCUACACUACUGCUUAUCCCCUUGUUUGGAAUUCACUACACGGUGUUUGCUUUUUCUCCUGAAAAUGUCAGUAAGCGGGAGAGACUAGUGUUUGAAUUGGGACUGGGAUCUUUCCAGGGUUUUGUUGUUGCUGUUCUCUAUUGUUUCUUGAAUGGGGAGUUUCUCCCUAAAGGUGCAAUCAGAAAUAAAGAGAAAAUGGAGGAGCUGGAAAGUCAACCGGUAUUUUGCUGUGGAUUUCAAACAUCGUCAUCCUUCUCUAGCGAGCAGCGGAGUGAACGGGGGGACACAACUCUCCAUUCUGAGCAAGAGCAGCUCUCAGAUUCGGAUGUCCAGCAUAAAUGCGGAGAACCUAGCGACAUGAGCAGCUAAAGAAAACACAUCAAUCAACAAGCAAACCAAAAACCAUCCCUUAAAAAAAAAAAAAAAAUCAUAGUUUUGGUGGUGGUGUAGGCCUUUUUCCUUUCCUUUCCCUUUUCCCUAUUCCCUUUUCCCUUUUCCUUUUUCCCUUUUCCCUUUCCCUUCUUUUACUUUCCUUUGUGAUAAAAGCAAAGGAAAUGUGUGUAUAUAUAUCUUUUUAAUAAUCACUGUAAAUACCCAAGUGUACUCAAGGCCAUUAACACAAAAAUGUUUAAAAGAUAGCCAAGCCUACCCACUCCAUGAUUUACAUUUCAGAGCAUCUGCAAGUAAUCCGUUGUCUGUCAAAAGUAACAGUGAUUGCGUGCAGUUGUGAUCCUUGGUUGCCAAACUGAUACUAAUCUGUGAAUGGACAUGACCACUGUUAUUUUUCAUAUUGCUUUCCGUUUUGGUUUGGAUUGACUUUUUUUUUUUUUUUGGCCUAGUCAAACAUAUCUUAGCGUGUCCCUAUCUUUUGGCACGUGAAUUUCUGCAGUGUUUCUCUUUUGAGUCUUAGGAUGGAGCUAAUAUGCUUGGGUUAAUCUAACCAGCUGAUUCAGGAAGAACUCCAGAAAAUUAAGCUCAUGGCUGGAUUUAGUCAAAUGUUUCCAGUGGACUUAAAAGAAAGUUGUGUGCCAAUGUGGAGCUGCAUAGCUACCAUCAAUCAGUGUGGGGACUUCAGGCAAGAGAGAUGGGAUCAGCUUCUUCCUUACCCAGGGACACUUGUAAGAAAAUGCUUUUUGCUCUAGCUAAGCUGUGAAUUUUCUAAAAGGGCCAUGUAGUUGAGAUAUAUCUAUAUUUUUGGCAUUGACUGAUUGAUGAUAGAUUGAUUAUUUGGAUUCUUUAAAUAAUAAAAAUAACUGGCCCCUCCCUCCCACCUUAGGAGCAAAAAUCAGUUCCAGGGUGGCCUUUCCCUCCAGAUAACCUUGAACCUUCUGCAUCUGUGUCCAAAUGUGGUAUGGUUUCGGGUAGUGCUGUCAGAGUGUGAUGCCUUUGCAACCUGGUUGACUUCUGUGUGUUGACUUUUCCUUGCCAUUACAAGAGGCACAAGAAGGAUCUGGCAUGAUCAUCCUGGAAUUUGGUGAGCAACUAAAUUGAACAAUACAAUGGCAUAGAAGGAAAAGUUAAAAGACUUUGUAUGACUUCCCACACCUGGCAGUUUUCUCUCUUUCGGGAUAUCCUGUUUGUUUAACCACCAGUGGUCUUACUGCUUUUCUUUGAGAGGAAUUAAAAUGUUCUCUCAAACUUUGCCUUGUAGCUAAAGCCACGACUGGUACUUAUCUACUUCAGUUAAAUGUCAAUGAUGUCAAUUCUUGAAAGUCUUUAUACAGUGCAUAAAGGCUUUGAGGACUGUCCUAGCACUGACUUCAUUUUGGAUUUAUGAACUGAUAUUAUAUAUAAAAAUAUAUAUAUGUGCGUGUAUGUGUAUGCAUAUAUAUAUAUAAAAAGUCAAAAAUGAAAAUGACACUUUAAAUGUGAAGUUUUGAACUGAAACUAAUAGUAACCAGGAAAUUUAAAAUUCAGGCUUGUUCUUUGGUGUUAGUUGAUGGGAUUAUGACCUAAACAAAUAAAUGAAAGACUCAGAAUUUUAGUCAGCUCACUGUAAGCUUUUAAUUUUACUGACUUUUGUUUAGGUAAAAAAAAUGUUAAUGUCAUUUUAAUCAUAGGUUUUAAAAAAAAAAAUACUAAUUCCUUGGUUUUAAAAGGAGAAAAAAAAGGUCUCAGUUGUGAAAUAAAUAUUAAUAAGAAUAAUAAUUAACACAUAUAGUGUUUUAUGGGCAUAAACUGCUCUCAAUUGUAGCAGUGUAAAUGAAUGUAAAAAUAAUUUGAAACAGGCAGAAAUAUUGACUGAUGUCAUAUUGGUACAGGAUUAUGCUCUUAUGAGAUACACCCAUGUCAGGUGAAAUCUACCCUUGCUGGGAGGACCAGCAAAACAAUUUAAAUAAUUUACAUUUCACUCCAGUAUCUUCAGUGAGAGUUCUAUGAUCCAGAUAUAUAUCUUUAUUUUUUCAAGUCUUUGCACUGAUUUGCUGCUCCAAGAGCAGAAUUUGUCCCCUUCUGCCAGACUCCCUGCAAAAGUCACUAAAGUAUUUUUAACUGAUAGAUUGGAGCUUCCUGUCUCAUUAGCUGCUGCUAAAAGCUGUUUUAGAAAGUUUCCCAAGGAAUCAUGCACUUUGCAGUCUGAAAAGACAUGGAAGAUGGGGAAAGAGUUCUAUCAGGUAAAUGCAUAGGUAGACAAUUUUUAAAUGACUGUUUAAUGUUAGAUGAACUGAUGACAUUAGGUUUGUAUUUUUUGUAGUAUGGGUUUUCACAAAGUAUUAUAUUAACAAUAAUUUAAGUGUAUUAUUUAAGAGAAUAAAAAAUAGAUUUUGCAUAAAUGGCUAGUAGCCAAUUUUCAGGCAUUAAUAAUUGAGAACUUUUGAGAAAAAGGUGUUGAAUUCCUGUCUCUAGCUGGAGACUUUUUCCAUGUUUCAGUCCAGAGCAAGAAGGCGUUUGGAUUUUUAAUUUUGUUUCUGUUGUUGUUGAGUUUUUUUCUGAACUUAUUUCUUUAUUCUGUUGUUUUCCUGGCUGUCCUGCAGUGCUCUGCAACAUGAGUUGGUGGAUCUCAGUCCUGUGCCUUGUGGGCAAAUGUUCACAAUACCAAAACCACCCUCCAGUCACGCACACCAGAGACCAGGUGCUCAGCUAAAUUAAAAUCACGGGGAAACUGUUGUUACUGUUAGAACAAAGCCACUUCACUUUGGCUUGGGAUUUGACCUCAACACAUUAUUAUAAUUUUUGGCAGCCUGAGCAGGAGAGUCCAAAGGCUGAAUAUUCAUGAAAACCUGGACUUGCUCCUUAGAUUUGUAGAGCCAGUGCUCAGGAGCAAGAAAAGUUGGAGGGCAGUGGAGGGAAAAUUUCUGCUGUUGCAGACCCUGUGUUUUGUGUUCAGUGGACAAAUUCAAUUCUUUGUUACCUUUCACCAGCACUGUAUUUACUGGAAGAAAUGGUAUCUCUCUGCAUAUUUAAUAUACCGUUUCUUACAAAAGAAACCCUUCUCUCAUGAUUUUUUUGGUGAUGAUUUGAAGUGCUGAUGCAGUUGAAAAUGUGGCUUUUGUUAGUCACUCAAACUUUCUCAGUAUUAAUGAGAAAGGUCAUACUUCAGGUGUAUAUAGUUAUCUAAAUAAGGUUCUGAUGCCAUCAGACAAAUUAGUUCUUAAGAAAUCUCUCUGUUGAAUGUAACCUGAAGAUUCUGAGCAUGCGUGGCCACCAUUCACAGUGGCUGUCAUUUCUAUUUGUUUCAGUCUGGAACAAACCAACAGGUGGUUUGCUUCUAAGUGUGUGUAAAUAUAAAUUGAGUGUAGCAGUGCUUUGAUUUUUUUCACUGUGAAACAUAUUUUGAAGCUCUAAAGGCUAUGUUAUUAAAAACAGUACAUAAUUAAAAGAAACACAGAUGUG